CUCCCAUCGACAUCCACACUGGUGACUCUACUACACCGUUCCACUCAAGCAGACAAGAUGGCUAUGGAUCGCCCCCUCAAGACGGUCAUCGGCGUCAAGCUGGUCUUCUCGACGGCCUGGGCAGUCAACUAUCUCGAAAGAUCGCGCAAGUCACCAGCCCAAAAGGCUGCUCAAAGCAGCUCGGCCCAAGAGCAGAAGCGGCAUCGGCUCGAACAGGUUGUUCAGCAGCAAGAUAAGCGUCAGAGAAGCAAUGCGGAUGCUGGUCGCGAGUAG
Podospora pseudocomata is the source of this 273-nucleotide messenger RNA. RefSeq lists its product as uncharacterized. The coding region runs from base 58 to 273 and encodes 71 amino acids. The record is from RefSeq and is a predicted model, not a curated record. The transcript is spliced from 2 exons. NCBI's taxonomy places the organism in Eukaryota, Fungi, Ascomycota, Sordariomycetes, Sordariales, Podosporaceae.